AUUUCGUCCGUCGUCACUCUUGUUUGACGAGUUUGUGGUUUCUUAGGGUUUUGUGAUCUGCAAUGGCGAAUCUAAUGCAUAGGUUCUUCAAGAAUAAGUCUUGCUUCAGUUCAAUCCAGAGGCUUACUGCACCUUCUCUGUUUACUUACCAGAAGCCCUCCUUCUUUAUCAACAGCAACAUCGAGUCUGCUUUUGAGAAGCCCGAUCCAGUUUCUCUCGCUAACCCUGUGAUUACAGUCUCCCGGAAUGAAUUCAAUAAUCAACCUAUGCGAUUUUACCCAAGUUUCUCUAUGGGGUUAUGCUUGAAUCCCAGUAAGAUCCAAGGUCUGGAUCUAGCUGAAGCAACACCACUGGAGGAGGAGGAAGAUGCGAAGGAGAUUGUGAUUUACGCUGAUAGUGUGAAGAAGAAGAGGAAGAAGAAGAUGAACAAGCACAAGUAUAGGAAACUCAGGAAACAGCUUGCUCGCAAGACGUAGAAUUUGCUGCUUUUUUUGCUUUUCCGGUGAGAUUUUUACUCCUUUCAUGUCUUCUCUGAGAUUGGGAUUCAAAGGGUGAACCUUUUUUUCUUGAAUUAGAAGGAAAUGUUUCUAAAUAUCUUUGAAUAGCUUUGAGAUUUCCAAAUUCCAUAUUACAUUGCACUGUCAUUAGUCUGUGUUCUUCGUUUGUUUUGCCAACACAAUUCUAAUAAAUAUUUUGCGCAUUUCGCACAA
Capsella rubella is the source of this 710-nucleotide messenger RNA. RefSeq lists its product as uncharacterized. Bases 63 to 476 code for a protein of 137 amino acids. Gene Ontology annotation, biological process: mRNA processing. The record is from RefSeq and is a predicted model, not a curated record. The transcript has a single exon. NCBI's taxonomy places the organism in Eukaryota, Viridiplantae, Streptophyta, Magnoliopsida, Brassicales, Brassicaceae.